This is a messenger RNA of Ceratotherium simum simum (southern white rhinoceros), 1870 nucleotides long. It is a transcript of the gene GJB6, whose product is annotated as gap junction protein beta 6. Gene Ontology annotation, biological process: cell-cell signaling; gap junction-mediated intercellular transport. Gene Ontology annotation, cellular component: connexin complex. The record is from RefSeq and is a predicted model, not a curated record. Lineage: Eukaryota; Metazoa; Chordata; Mammalia; Perissodactyla; Rhinocerotidae. Gene Ontology annotation, molecular function: gap junction channel activity.
GAUCCCUGGGGCAAAAUGAAACUGAUGCAACAUGUAUUUACAUAGUGAUUAAAAGGGAACUCGGAAAUGACUUUGUUUACCCAAGUUCCUGGAUUCAUGUCAAACAGCAAUCUAAUGGAGAAUCUGAACUGAGUUGAAUCAAGAUGAUCUGAAACCCCCCAACAGUUAUUUCUGGUUCAGAAACGUGAGAAUGUUUUUAGAGUGGGCAUUCCUUAUCAGAAAACCUCCUACUAGCAAUUUAGGGGUUGAAGCUAUAAAAUAUCACGGCAUACUUUAAGAGAAAUUUGCUUCAGUCUAUAAUACUAUACUGUUUAAUAAAAUCAAAGGAACUUUCCAUUAAUUAAUCUUUACUAAUUUUUGUCUGUUUAGGAAUAAACCAACACAAUGGACUGGGGUACCCUGCACACUUUGAUCGGGGGUGUAAACAAACAUUCCACCAGCAUUGGGAAGGUGUGGAUCACUGUCAUCUUCAUUUUUCGUGUCAUGAUCCUUGUAGUGGCUGCUCAAGAAGUGUGGGGUGACGAACAGGAAGAUUUUGUCUGCAACACUCUGCAACCUGGGUGCAAAAAUGUGUGCUAUGACCACUUUUUCCCCAUGUCCCACAUCAGGCUGUGGGCUCUGCAGCUGAUCUUCGUCUCCACCCCAGCCCUGCUGGUAGCCAUGCAUGUUGCCUACUACAGACAUGAGACUGCCCGCAAGUUUAGGAGAGGAGAGAAGAGGAACGAAUUCCAAGACUUAGAAGACAUUAAGAAGCAGAAAGUCCAGAUAGAGGGGUCCCUGUGGUGGACGUACACCAGCAGCAUUUUUUUCCGGAUCAUCUUUGAAGCAGCCUUUAUGUACGUGUUUUACUUCCUUUACAAUGGGUACCAUCUGCCCUGGGUGUUGAAAUGUGGGAUUGACCCUUGCCCCAAUCUUGUCGACUGCUUUAUUUCUAGACCUACUGAGAAAACCGUGUUUACCAUUUUUAUGAUUUCUGCCUCUGUAAUUUGCAUGCUGCUUAAUGUGGCCGAGUUGUGUUACCUGCUGCUGAAAGUUUGUUUUAGGAGAUCAAAAAGAGCACAGACGCAAAGAAAUCACCCCAAUCAUGCCUUAAAAGAGAGUAAGCAAAAUGAAAUGAAUGAGCUGAUUUCAGAGAGUGGUCAAAAUGCGAUCACAGGUUUUCCAAGUUAAACAUUUCAAAGUACAAUGUAGCUGACUCAUGAUAAAACUGACCUGAAGCUCCCCUCUCCAGGCUGAAGACCUUGUCUUCAUCAACGGCUUUCGUAGUACAUAGAUACUUGAGUUAACUUUUUGUAGAAUAAUUGUGCCAUUAAUAUGCAACAUAAUAUGUGGUCCAUCUCUGAAAACUAAGACGAUGACAACUGUGCCUUGAAGUAACUUGAACAUGUUUGUUUUAAGUGGACUGUCUGACAUAGUGGAUAUUCCCUGAAAAUUUAAGUAUGUAACUGUUGUUGAUAAAGAACAUUUAUCUAUAAAUUGAUGCUCUUAUUAGUAAAAGAUAUUUUUAUAGGAUCAAAUGUUUUAGUUCUGACUUUGAAUUUGUAUAUUUUUAUAAUGACUGGUCUUCCUUACUUGGAAAAACUUGCAAUGUUAGUUUUAGAAUCAUACCAUAAGUAUCUAAAUUUUGAACUUAAAAGGGUCUACCUUGUAAAUAUUGUUUUGAAUUGUCUAUUGACAAACUUAUGAACUGUCAUGAUACUCUUAAUGUGGAAAGUGUUCGUCAUACCAUGUAUUUUUACUGCUUUCUGAAUGUGGACCGAGCUGUGUGGAAGCGGGAAGCUUUUUAAAACCAGCCUAUUUGCAGUCAUUGUGAACAGCGGACGCGUGAAUGUGCUCCCCUCAAUAAAGAUCAGCCCCAUUGCUUGAGCCU